UCACCGGGUCUUGGCCGGAGAUUACCUCCACCGGCACCCAGAGAUUGCUGAGUAACACUGACAGGGGAGAGACUUAGUAUGCUGCUAUGUAUUUCUCUGUACAGCUGAGAAAUACACAGCAGCAUGUUUCCCUAGUAAAAAAACACACAGCACAUUAUGUAAAACAGCACACAGUUAACCCCUUGAUCACCCCAGAUGUUAACCCCUUCUUGCCCAGUGUCAUUAGUUCAGUGUCAGUGAUUUUUAUUAGCACUGAUCACUGUAUUAGUGUCCUCCUCGGGAUGUCAGUGGCAGUUAGUCAGUUCCCACCCAGUGUCAGAAUGCCAGCUGCAGUCCCG
This is a messenger RNA of Staurois parvus, 338 nucleotides long. Lineage: Eukaryota; Metazoa; Chordata; Amphibia; Anura; Ranidae. The record is from the annotation of a GenBank genome assembly.